AUCAGUGGAAGAGAAAAAGUUAGAAAAAUUUGCACGUUCGCCCGAAUCCAUGCGCCGGUGUUAUGAGUGAUUUAAAUUAAUUUUGUUAAAUCUUUAAUUAAUUUAAAAUGGCACAACGAAGUGUAAUAAGUUUUGUGAAGAAAUGUAGCACAAAAUCGUGUAAGAAUCUAUUUCAAUCACAACAGCAAUCAUUGAAUAAUCAUCAUGAAGUGAAACCCACGAGUUCUUCUAUUUUGUGUUCUAGUGCGGCUGUUACUACUGCAUUUGGUAACCAAUUUGUACAGCAGCGCCGAAUGUUCAGAAUACAAAGUGCUAGUAAUUCGGCAAAUAAGGAAACUAAUAAAGCACCCGAAAUUCUAUCCAAACUGUUUCCCCAGACGGCUGCCACUGACGAUGAAGAAACCAUUCGUGAGCGCAAGCGAAAGGAGGAGGAAGAAGAAGCUAAAGAAAAUGAAAAGGCUUGGAAACAAAUGAAAUUUGGAUUUGCAGCUUUCGGUGCGUCGGCCAUUGCAAUGGGUGUUUGGGGUGUGUAUGAGUUCGGAAAGCCCGAAAUCGACAUGGAAGGAAAUGUCAUCGAAGAUGAAUUUAGCAAAGAGCCAGCUGUUCAACAGUAUCUCAAGCGAAUGUGGAAAUCAAUGAACUACUACCAAAAGAUGAUUCAGGAGCCAUCACGAGAUAAGCUCCUUCCUGAUCCUUUGAAAUAUCCCUACAUUCAACCGCCCUACACCCUAGUUCUAGAAAUGAAAGAUGUUCUUGUCCACCCAGACUGGACUUAUCAGACUGGUUGGCGUUUCAAGAAACGUCCAGGUGUCGAUCAUUUUCUAGAACAAUGUGCUAAGCACUUUGAAAUUGUCGUCUUCACUGCUGAACAGGGAAUGACUGUAUUCCCUAUUUUGGAUGCAUUAGAUCCAAAUGGUUACAUUAUGUAUCGUCUGGUGCGUGAUGCAACGCAUUUCGUUGACGGCCAUCAUGUCAAAAAUCUUGAAAACUUGAAUAGAGACUUAAAAAAAGUAAUCGUUGUAGACUGGGAUGCUAAUUCCACAAAACUUCAUCCAGAAAAUACAUUUAAUAUUGGCAGAUGGCUGGGCAAUGAUGAUGAUGCUUCUUUGUUUGAUCUCAUCAAUUUCUUAAAAACUUUAGCAACAGCUGAAGUUGAUGAUGUCCGUGAGGUCCUUAACUACUACAAACAAUUUGACGAUCCUCUUCAAAAGUUUAGAGAAAACCAACGCAUUCUUCUUGAACAAAUGGAGCAACAGGAACGCGAAGAAAAAAACAAGACAAAGCCGAUUGUUUCAAAGUGGACCCCAAGUUUUAUGAGACGAUCAUAAGUUGAAUCGUGCGAUCAAGCAAACACGAAGCCAUUUUUUUUAAUCAUUUAACAUUUUAUUUUGCUUUUUUUUUUUCAAUUAUUUGUUUAAUAUUUGACACACAAAAUACUUCCCAACCAUUUUCACUUUUAAAGCUGAACAUAUGUAAUUGUUUUUUAAACUAUUAGAAUUAUACAGUUUGGCGAGGGUUAAAAAUAAUGUAAUUGGUAUCAAUUGUUUAAAACAGAUAAUUUAUUAAAAAAAAAAUAAAAACAAAAUCCAAGCAAAAUAUAAUGGCCAAAAAUUCCCCUACGCACGCCUUUAUUUUGCAAAAAUAUAAAUUAUAUUAAUUAUUUUAGGAAUUUAUUAAUAAAAAGGUCGAAAUAAUAAAAAUUGUUGUUUUUUUUUUUUGAAUAAAAAUUCACUGAGAUAUCCAGACAGGUUAAAUAACAGGCAAAUUCGAAUAGGUAUGGGGACCGAUUUAUUCCGAGGAAUUAUGACUUUUGGUUGGAUUUAGCACUUGACUUACGUGGCUUGAUUAUGAAAUACAAAGGACGACCUGAAAAUCCAUUUAAGAAAUCAAGUAAAAGUAGU
This is a messenger RNA of Episyrphus balteatus (marmalade hoverfly), 1901 nucleotides long. Its product is annotated as mitochondrial import inner membrane translocase subunit TIM50-C-like. Lineage: Eukaryota; Metazoa; Arthropoda; Insecta; Diptera; Syrphidae. The coding region runs from base 108 to 1328 and encodes 406 amino acids. Gene Ontology annotation, molecular function: phosphoprotein phosphatase activity. The transcript has 6 exons. The record is from RefSeq and is a predicted model, not a curated record.